Molecule: messenger RNA, 1531 nt
Organism: Lucilia sericata (common green bottle fly)
Lineage: Eukaryota; Metazoa; Arthropoda; Insecta; Diptera; Calliphoridae
Gene: crim
Exons: 3
Coding region: 155-652 (165 amino acids)
Biological process (GO): sleep; positive regulation of voltage-gated potassium channel activity; regulation of synaptic transmission, cholinergic
Source: RefSeq, a predicted model, not a curated record
GCCGCCGUUAAUAUUUGUCGGCGCAGGGCUCUGUUUUUAGGGCGUAGAUGUUUGUGCAGUGUGUCUUAUUAUUGUUUUAAUUUUUUCAUAAAAUUUUUAAUAUUUUUAAUAAUUUUCAUAAAAUAAAUAAAACUCAAUAUUUAAAUUAAACAUAAUGAUGAAAUUCAUGUAUAUUACUCUAAUAUGUUUGGCUUUAAGUAUAAAAGGAGGAUUGGCUAUAUGGUGUUAUCGCUGUACCUCAGCCACUCCUGGCUGUACUGAGGACUUUAAUUGGCGCGGUAUAGGAUUUUUGGGUGAAAAAUGUCCAGAAAGUGAAGAUAUUUGUGUUAAAAUUACGGAAAAAAGAGGCUCCCAAAGAACUAUUAUACGUGAUUGCUUAAGUUCGCUAAGUUUUAGAACUGAUAUUCCGGCGGACAAAUAUGAAGGUUGUCGUCCCGCUGCCAAAGAUGUACAUUUGGCCAAUUAUGUCAAUCAUACCAUUAAGGAACAUGAUGUAAAACGUGAUUAUUUCAGUGAUGUUGAAUUUUGUUUUUGUUUCUUGGAUCAUCGCUGCAAUGGCGCCGAAUCGUUGUUGAAGUCCCGAGCUAUCUUUGGUUUUGGCGUGAUAAGUAUAGUAUUGUUAGUUCUAAAUAAGUUAUUAUUUAGAUUUUAGUGUUGAACGAAAUGACUAGAGAAGAAAAGAGUUUGUUUGUGCGAAUAGUUCUUUCCAGAAUGGAAAAAAACGUCAUUAUUUUCAACUAAUUUAUCCAUACAAUAUCUAAAAACAGAGCUACUCAUUCAAACAUUAUUAAUUAUAGAGUUCGCAAUAACAAAUUUUGUGAUUCUAGUGCCUUUUUGACCACAAACACACAUUUUGUAUCAAAAGUUACAAAAUUUACAAAUUUUAGUUUUAAGAAAUUAUAACGAAACAUAUCCGUCCAAUAAUUAAAGAAAAAUUAAGAAAAGGAAGUAAGACAAUAUAAAUACAUAUCACAAUAUUCUUUAAAAAAUUCGUUAUUCCAGUGCCUUUUUGACCACAUGCGCAGAUUUUGUAUUAACUGUUUAAUUUACAAUUUUAGUUUUAAGAGAUUAUAAUGAAACAUAUCCGUCCAAUAACUAAAGAAAAAUGAAGUAGGACAAUAUAACUACAUAUCACAGUAAUAUAUUAGGAAAACAAAAAAAUAUUCAUUUUAAUUUAAAAAGUCUUAUCGAAUCUCUUUUACGAAAUAAGUCAUAAAGUUUACAAAACAAAUUCAAUUUGUUUUAAGCGGAUCUAAAACGUUUUUUCUUUUUAUUUCUUCUUACCCGGGGAUAUUUCGGCAGCUCGAUUCGAAUUAAAAAAUUUUCCAAAUCGAAAUAUGCGAAAACCCCCUAAAUGAUUGUCUUGUUUCCUUCUUUCUCUAUUUUCUCACAUAUUAAUAGUAAAUUUAACAUUCCAUUAAUAAUUAUUGUAACUUUUACACUUUAUACACAGUUUUAUACAAAUAAAGAUUAUAUUUUAUUAAACAAAAAAAAAUUAAAACAAAACGAAUAAAUUGUUGCCAUAAUAACA